Messenger RNA from Hipposideros armiger (great roundleaf bat), 4539 nucleotides. RefSeq names its product oxoglutarate dehydrogenase (gene OGDH). NCBI's taxonomy places the organism in Eukaryota, Metazoa, Chordata, Mammalia, Chiroptera, Hipposideridae. Gene Ontology annotation, cellular component: oxoglutarate dehydrogenase complex; mitochondrion. The record is from RefSeq and is a predicted model, not a curated record. Gene Ontology annotation, molecular function: thiamine pyrophosphate binding; oxoglutarate dehydrogenase (succinyl-transferring) activity. The transcript has 24 exons. The coding region runs from base 571 to 3687 and encodes 1038 amino acids. Gene Ontology annotation, biological process: tricarboxylic acid cycle.
UUUUUUUCCUUAGCAGUAAAAUUUCUUAAAGCCGAUGGCCACUUGCACUGGGUGAAACGGCACGGUACACUGGCGGAAGGCCCUGGCGUCCCACGGUGCCCACCUGGGAACCCCUCGCGUCCACGACAGCUCCACGUCCGCCCAGAGCGCGCCGGGAACUCCUGCUUCCCACCCCGCCGCCCACUGCCCGCGGCGCCUCGAGCGCGCAGGGCCGGCCGAGGUCCCUUUCCUUCCCGCUCAGCGCUCCCUGAGGCCUCCCGACAGCGCCCCGCAGGGGACACUGCCGGUCACGCGCAGACCCCUUCCCAGGCCCGGCACAGACAGGUCGCGCACGACCAAGGUCACCCCACGGGCCGCACCACCCCGGGGCCACAGACGCAGCGCGGACGCGGCUCUGUGACGCCACGGCCCCGCCCGCGCGGCGGGGGACUCCUCCCGGGGCGGGGCUGCGUGCUGACGCCACACGCCGGGGCGGGGCCGAGAGUUUGGUGCCUUGGAGUGGGGUGUCGGAGCCUCAUUCGGGUGGAGCAGAGUCGGAGAGAGGCGGUGGUGAGAAGCUCCUGGACAAGAAUGUUUCACUUAAGGACUUGUGCGGCCAAGUUGAGGCCGCUGACGGCCUCCCAGACUGUUAGGACGUUCUCCUGGAACAGAGUGGCGGCCGCUAGGACGUUUGGGAACAUCCGGUGCUACACGGCACCGGUGGCCGCAGAGCCCUUCCUGAGCGGGACAAGUUCCAACUACGUGGAGGAGAUGUACUAUGCCUGGCUGGAGAACCCCAAGAGCGUUCACAAGUCAUGGGACAUUUUUUUCCGAAACACCAAUGCUGGGGCGCCCCCAGGCACCGCCUACCAGAGCCCGCUCCCCCUGAGCCCGGGUGCCCUGUUGGCCACGGCCCGAGCGCAGCCCCUGGUGGACGUGCAGCCCAACGUGGAUAAGCUGGUGGAGGACCACCUGGCCGUGCAGUCACUCAUCAGGGCCUACCAGAUACGAGGGCACCAUGUAGCACAGCUGGACCCCCUGGGAAUUUUGGAUGCCGAUCUGGACUCGUCCGUGCCCGCUGACAUUAUCUCAUCCACAGACAAACUUGACCUUGCCGUUUUCCAGGACCGACUUCGAAUGCUAACCGUAGGAGGGUUCUACGGCCUGGACGAGUCUGACCUGGACAAGGUCUUCCACCUGCCAACCACCACGUUCAUCGGCGGGCAGGAGUCCGCACUUCCCCUGCGGGAGAUCAUCCGGAGGCUGGAGAUGGCCUACUGUCAGCACAUCGGGGUGGAGUUCAUGUUCAUCAACGACCUGGAGCAGUGCCAGUGGAUCCGGCGGAAGUUUGAGACGCCAGGGGUCAUGCAGUUCACCAACGAGGAGAAGCGGACCCUGUUGGCCAGGCUCGUGCGGUCCACCAGGUUUGAGGAGUUCCUGCAGCGGAAGUGGUCAUCCGAGAAGCGCUUCGGUCUAGAAGGCUGCGAGGUGCUGAUCCCCGCGCUCAAAACCAUCAUCGACAAGUCCAGUGAGAACGGUGUGGACUACGUGAUCAUGGGCAUGCCACACAGGGGUCGGCUGAACGUGCUCGCCAACGUCAUCAGGAAGGAGUUGGAGCAGAUUUUCUGUCAGUUCGAUUCAAAGCUGGAGGCAGCUGAUGAGGGCUCUGGGGACGUGAAGUACCACCUGGGCAUGUACCACCGGCGGAUCAACCGUGUGACGGAUAGGAACAUCACCCUGUCGCUGGUGGCAAACCCUUCCCACCUCGAGGCCGCCGACCCCGUGGUGAUGGGCAAGACCAAAGCCGAGCAGUUUUACUGCGGGGACACCGAGGGGAAGAAGGUCAUGGCCAUCCUCCUGCAUGGGGAUGCCGCCUUUGCCGGCCAGGGAAUCGUGUACGAGACCUUCCACCUGAGUGACCUGCCAUCCUACACGACACAUGGCACCGUGCAUGUCGUCGUCAACAACCAGAUUGGCUUUACCACAGACCCGCGCAUGGCCCGCUCCUCGCCGUACCCCACCGACGUUGCCCGUGUCGUGAACGCCCCGAUUUUUCACGUGAACUCGGACGACCCAGAGGCCGUCAUGUACGUGUGCAAGGUGGCUGCUGAGUGGAGGAAUACCUUCCACAAGGAUGUGGUGGUGGACCUGGUGUGUUACCGGCGCAAUGGCCACAACGAGAUGGAUGAGCCCAUGUUCACGCAGCCGCUCAUGUACAAGCAGAUCCGCAAGCAGAAGCCGGUGCUGCAGAAGUACGCGGAGCUGCUCGUGUCUCAGGGCGUCGUCAACCAGCCGGAGUAUGAGGAAGAGAUCUCCAAAUACGACAAGAUCUGUGAGGAGGCCUUCGCCAGGUCUAAGGACGAGAAGAUCCUGCACAUCAAGCACUGGUUGGACUCCCCCUGGCCUGGCUUCUUCACCUUGGAUGGGCAGCCCAGGAGCAUGUCCUGCCCCUCCACGGGCCUGACGGAGGACGUCCUGACGCAUAUUGGGAACGUGGCCAGCUCUGUGCCAGUGGAGAACUUUACCAUUCAUGGAGGGCUGAGCCGGAUCUUGAAAACCCGUGGGGAGAUGGUGAAGAACAGGACCGUGGACUGGGCCCUGGCGGAGUACAUGGCUUUCGGCUCGCUCCUGAAGGAAGGCAUCCAUAUCCGGUUGAGCGGCCAGGACGUGGAGCGAGGCACUUUCAGCCACCGCCACCAUGUGCUACACGAUCAGAAUGUGGACAAGAAAACCUGCAUCCCCAUGAACCACCUGUGGCCCAACCAGGCUCCCUACACCGUGUGCAACAGCUCCCUGUCCGAGUACGGGGUUUUGGGCUUUGAGCUGGGCUUCGCCAUGGCCAGCCCCAACGCCCUGGUGCUCUGGGAGGCCCAGUUUGGCGACUUCCACAACACGGCUCAGUGCAUCAUCGACCAGUUCAUCUGCCCCGGACAAGCCAAGUGGGUGCGGCAGAACGGCAUCGUGCUGCUGCUGCCCCAUGGCAUGGAGGGCAUGGGCCCCGAGCAUUCCUCCGCCAGGCCAGAGCGUUUCCUGCAGAUGUGCAAUGACGACCCAGACGUCCUGCCGGACCUCACGGAAGCCAACUUCGAUAUAAACCAGCUGUAUGACUGCAACUGGGUUGUCGUCAACUGCUCCACACCCGGCAACUUCUUCCACGUGCUGCGUCGCCAGAUUCUCCUGCCUUUCCGGAAGCCGUUAAUCAUCUUCACCCCCAAGUCGCUGCUGCGGCACCCUGAGGCCAGGACCAGCUUCGACGAGAUGCUUCCAGGGACCCACUUCCAGCGGGUGAUCCCAGAAGAUGGCCCUGCAGCCCAGAACCCAGAAAACGUCAAGAGACUUCUCUUCUGUACGGGCAAGGUGUACUAUGACCUGACCCGAGAGCGCAAAGCGCGGGACAUGGUAGAGCAGGUGGCCAUCGCCAGGAUCGAGCAGCUGUCGCCGUUCCCCUUCGACCUGCUGCUGCAGGAGGUACAGAAGUACCCCAAUGCCGAGCUGGCCUGGUGCCAGGAGGAGCACAAGAACCAAGGCUACUAUGACUACGUGAAGCCCAGGCUGCGGACCACCAUAAGCCGCGCCAAGCCCGUGUGGUAUGCUGGCCGGGACCCCGCAGCGGCUCCAGCCACCGGCAACAAGAAGACCCACGUGACGGAGCUGCAGCGCCUGCUGGACAUGGCCUUCGACCUGGACGCCUUCAAGAACUUCUCGUAGAUGCCGCCGGCUGCUCGGGCCGCUGCCUCCAUGUCCACUGCUCUCGCUUCUCUACUAAAGAAUAGUGCCUCAGCGCUGCCCACACCCCUGCCUGCCCGCCACACCACACACCGUCCUCCCCCACUUGAGAUUAGGCUGCGUCCCCUCACGUGCUUGGCUGCCCCCGAGGCGGACGCUCCCAGGCUGUGACUUCCAUCUGGCGGAGACGCAUGGGGGACGGGCAGGGGCCGCAGGUUCCUGGAAGGGUCAGCUCUGCCCCAGCCCAGCUUCACCCCAAGGACCCAUCUGACGGGCUUAUCACCCAGCAAGGGGUCCUGCACCCCUCGGUCACCAGGGCAGAACCCCAGACCCUGGGGAGGAGCCAGCACCAUCAGAGGCUUGUGGGGUGGGAGGGGCUGGCAGGGCCCUCACUCCACCGAGUACCACCGGUGCCACCACCGGGCGCGGCUUGCAGGACACGGCCUGAGCCUGCCCGGGCUCCGAGAGGGCAGGUCCGCUCUCUGCAGUGUCCACUUCCGCCUCUCAAGAGGGUCCCAGGCCAUGCGUGGGGGUCACGGGCUCGCCCUGCCCACAGCCAGGACACAGCGGUUGGUCUGGGCCCUGCUCUCCGGUCACCCGCCUCGGCCUGCCCAGCCCAGUUCCCUUUCCUGUGUCCCUGUCACACAGUGGAGACUGGAGCACUGACCUCUCUGCUGGGCCAAAGCUGGCCAGGAGGAGAGGCGGGCCGGGCUAAGGGGCAGCCUCCCCUCACCUGUCACAGGGACACAUCCAAUUUAUUUAUUUUGGUUAAAAAAAGAACAAAAAGAACUCUGCAUUGCAUUUGGCUUGACCCAUAAACUAAGUUAUCCGUGG